UGUUCUUAGCUUCGUAGCUGGUCUAUAGCAGUCAAUACUGGUUACACUCGUCUGUUCGCACGAGCGAUUUAAUACCGACUGUGUAGAUAGGGAUGUAGGGUGUCUCGGAUCCCUCCGAACUUAUUUAACGUGACGUGUUCCGCACUGAAGGGAUUACAGCCACGGCAUUAUAAUAUACCCACAAAAUGUUGGCAUUAUCCUGAACAAGGUAGGCGGAGGAGUUCAAACCCAAAACACCGGAGAGGUCGAGACGGAUAGUGAGGCUGCUACCCCUCUACCACGUCCGGAUUUUUCUCAGAUGAUUCCGUUCAAGCCGCGACCAUGCGCUCAUCCUGGUGCCCAUCCACUUGCCGGAGGUGUAUUUCCGCAACCAUCAGCUCUGGCCGCUUUGUGUGCUACCCUGCCCCCACCAAACUCCUUUCGCGGGCCCUUUGUCAGCGUCGAGUUGCUCUUUGACAUCUUUAUGCGGCUUAAUCUGCCCGACUCUGCACCGCAACCGAAUGGAGACAAUGAAUUGUCGCCAAAAAUCUUUGAUUUGGCCAAGUCAGUGCACUGGAUUGUGGACACAAGUACUUAUACGGGUGUUCAGCAUAGUGUAACGGCCAUUCCACCGCGCCGGCGACGUCUGUUGCCUGGUGGCGAUGACAGUGACGAAGAACUUCAGACCGCCGUGCCGCCCACCCACGAUAUUUAUCGCCUGCGGCAGCUUAAGCGUUUUGCAAAGUCAAAUUAAGUUCCGCGGUACAGAUAUAUUCCCACUUAUUUUUUGAAUAAUGCAUUUACAAUAAAUAUACGAAAAAUAAACAAUA
Drosophila biarmipes is the source of this 809-nucleotide messenger RNA. Its product is annotated as protein suppressor of forked-like. NCBI's taxonomy places the organism in Eukaryota, Metazoa, Arthropoda, Insecta, Diptera, Drosophilidae. Gene Ontology annotation, cellular component: nucleus. The record is from RefSeq and is a predicted model, not a curated record. Gene Ontology annotation, biological process: mRNA 3'-end processing. Gene Ontology annotation, molecular function: mRNA binding. The coding region runs from base 299 to 733 and encodes 144 amino acids. The transcript has 3 exons.